Brugia malayi is the source of this 1863-nucleotide messenger RNA. It is a transcript of the gene Bma-tre-3.1, whose product is annotated as Trehalase protein 5, putative. Gene Ontology annotation, biological process: trehalose catabolic process. The record is from RefSeq and is a predicted model, not a curated record. The transcript is spliced from 12 exons. Gene Ontology annotation, molecular function: alpha,alpha-trehalase activity. The coding region runs from base 1 to 1863 and encodes 620 amino acids. Lineage: Eukaryota; Metazoa; Nematoda; Chromadorea; Rhabditida; Onchocercidae.
AUGGAAGCUAUUGCCAUUCGCUUUGGGAUUUUCUCUUGUCUUUUAAUUAAUGUACACACUGUCAACGAUCCAGAUGUCUCCGAGUUGGCCAAAAUAGCCGAAGAAGCUUUAAGCAAUAAAUCCAUAAAUGUUUGUGAUGAAACAAAUACCAACAAUUCGUUUAUUUACUGUUAUGGAAGAUUAUUGGCAGCAGUCAAUGUACACAAUUUAUUCCAGGACUCGAAGUAUUUCGUGGAUAUGCCAAUGAAAUUUGACCCUGAAGUAAUACAAGAAGAAUUUGAUAGACGUUUUGGUGAAUAUGAGCUUCAAGCCAUUAAUCGUUCUGCAUUGAAAGCAUUCGUUGACGAAUAUUUCGAUCUACCCGGAAACGAAUUAGAAGACUGUCAAUUAGAAGAAUGGAUUGAGCAUCCAUCGAAACUAAUGAAGAUUCAAGAUACACUGCUACGUGAUUGGGCGCUAAAACUUAAUGCAAUUUGGAAAUUAUUAUGUCGAAAAAUAAAAUCAAAUGGAAAUCCAAAGCGAACUUCAUUAAUUUAUGUCCCAGAGGAAUUCAUUGUACCUGGUGGACGAUUUCGUGAGUUCUAUUACUGGGACGCUUAUUGGAUUGUGAAAGGUUUGGCAGCUAGUGGACUUCACAAUACAAUCAAGAAAAUGAUUACCAAUUUUGUUACUAUCGUCGAUAGAUAUGGAUUUAUCCCAAACGGAGGUCGGAUCUAUUACCUUGGACGGUCUCAACCACCACUGCUCAUCCCUAUGGUUUAUGAGUAUUAUGAGCUGACACAUGAUCUUGCAUUCAUAAAUAAAAUUUUGCCGACUCUCAUCAAAGAGUACGAAUUUUGGCAAAACAACAGAGUUAUCAAUGUGUCAGAUGAUAAAGGCAACACAUUUUCGGUUUUUUAUUACCACAGUAAAUGUAAUGUACCACGACCAGAAUCAUUUCGUGCAGAUAUUAUACAUGCUUCACUGCUCCUAGCUCACGAACGACCAAAAUUUUAUAUGGAUAUAGCAUCAGCUGCAGAAUCAGGAUGGGACUUCAGUUCUCGAUGGUUCAGAGAUAAUCACAACAUUGAAACUAUCGAAACAACCGAUAUUAUCCCAAUUGAUUUAAAUGCUUUCAUAUGUUGGAAUCUGGAUAUUUUGCAGUAUUUACUUAAGCAUACAGGAAAUCCUUCGAAAUCAAAAAUGUUUCGUGAUAAACGAGAAAUUCUCCGUCAAGCAAUGCUUCAAAUAUUUUACAACAAUACUGAAGGUGCCUGGUUCGAUUACAAUUUGCGAACUAAAUCUCACAAUUCCAACUUUUAUCCAUCAAUUGUGGUACCAUUGUUCGGCGAAUGCUAUCAGCCGUUGAACCUGGCCCGACCACAACAAAUCGUCAACUAUUUGAAUAAAACAGGAGUAUACAACUAUCCAGGUGGUAUACCAGCAAGCCUUAUUGAAAAUACCAAACAGCAGUGGGAUUUUCCAAAUGGUUGGAGUCCUGCAAACCAUAUGAUUAUUGAAGGAAUGAGAAAGUCUAGCAAUCCGGUUGUACAAGAACAGGCAUAUCGUUUGGCAAGGAAAUGGAUUUUGGGCAAUUUCAAAGUGUUUCGGGAAACGGGUUAUAUGUGGGAAAAGUAUGAUGUCAAUGGGACUGUAUCACAACCAGGUGGUGGCGGGGAAUAUUUUGUUCAGGAUGGCUUUGGCUGGUCGAAUGGGGUUAUUUUAGAUCUGUUAACAACGUACUAUGACAGAAUGCGCAUUAAUCCGGAAGAUUUAGUGCUGAAUAACAAUGGUUCUGCAACACUUUCAGCAUCUGCACGAAUAAGCUCUAAAUCCACCAUUUCUCUUAUUUCAAUAUUUUAUACGUAUUUACUAAUGCGCUGA